This is a messenger RNA of Hydra vulgaris (swiftwater hydra), 417 nucleotides long. The record is from RefSeq and is a predicted model, not a curated record. NCBI's taxonomy places the organism in Eukaryota, Metazoa, Cnidaria, Hydrozoa, Anthoathecata, Hydridae.
UUUUUUGUAUAAUAAUGUUUUUUUAUUAAAAAGCAAUAUAGAGAAAUGGUUUCUACUAACGAGGUAAGAAGAACUCAGUUGUUAAAAAUGGAUUGGAAAUUAAGUACGACUAUUUCCUCCAAUCAUUGUAAGAAUCUUGAUACGCCUUUUGUCACUUUGAUUUUUACGCUUCAAGAUGCAAAUGAGAAAAUCUUUAAUCGAAGCGUUAUAAUGGACAUUCAACAAUUUCAGGAAUACUCUAAACAAUUACGUGAGGUCCGUGAUGUGUUAGGAACAUCUUCUUAAAAACUUCAUUUUCCAAUUGUAAAUUUUAGUGAUCAAAUGUUUGAAGUUAAUGUCUUAUUGCUCCUAAAAAAACCUAUGGAAGAUAUUCUGUAAAAUUACUGCAUUUAUUAUUACUAAAUUUAUAAUACUAAA